Molecule: messenger RNA, 2255 nt
Organism: Sorex fumeus (smoky shrew)
Lineage: Eukaryota; Metazoa; Chordata; Mammalia; Eulipotyphla; Soricidae
Gene: PIP5K1C
Product: phosphatidylinositol-4-phosphate 5-kinase type 1 gamma
Exons: 18
Coding region: 97-2106 (669 amino acids)
Biological process (GO): phosphatidylinositol metabolic process
Molecular function (GO): phosphatidylinositol kinase activity
Source: RefSeq, a predicted model, not a curated record
GCCCUCGGGCCGCGGCUGGUUGUUGUUCAGCCGCGCGGCCGCGCUGGGCUUCGGGUCCCGCGUCCACCGGCCGCGCUGUCCGUUCCGCGCGCGGCCAUGGAGCUGGAGGUGUCGGACGAGGCGGAGAGCGCCGAGGCGGGCGUCGUGACCUCGCAGGCGGCCUGGGCGGCGGAGAGCGGGGCGGCGGCGGCAGGUCUGUCUCAGAAGAAGUCGGCCUCUAUGGAGACCCCUCCAAUGACGGGCCAGCCGGGCCCUGGCCACGGCAAGAAGCUGGGUCACCGGGGCGUGGACGCGUCGGGGGAAACCACGUACAAAAAGACCACCUCCUCCACACUGAAGGGGGCCAUCCAGCUGGGCAUCGGCUACACGGUGGGCAACCUGAGCUCCAAGCCCGAGCGGGACGUGCUCAUGCAGGACUUCUACGUCGUGGAGAGCAUCUUCUUCCCCAGUGAGGGCAGCAACCUCACCCCUGCCCACCACUUCCAGGACUUCAGGUUCAAGACGUACGCGCCCGUGGCCUUCCGCUACUUCCGGGAACUCUUUGGCAUCAGGCCUGACGAUUACCUGUACUCGCUGUGCAACGAGCCCCUGAUUGAGCUGUCCAACCCGGGCGCCAGUGGCUCCCUCUUCUAUGUCACGAGCGACGAUGAGUUCAUCAUCAAGACCGUGAUGCACAAGGAGGCGGAGUUCCUGCAGAAGCUGCUACCCGGAUACUACAUGAACCUCAACCAGAACCCGCGGACGCUGCUCCCCAAGUUCUACGGGCUCUACUGCGUGCAGUCAGGGGGCAAGAACAUCCGCGUGGUGGUGAUGAACAACAUCCUGCCCCGCGUGGUCAAGAUGCACCUCAAGUUCGACCUCAAGGGCUCCACGUACAAGCGGCGGGCCAGCAAGAAGGAGAAGGAGAAGAGCAUCCCCACCUACAAGGACCUGGACUUCAUGCAGGACAUGCCCGAGGGGCUGCUGCUGGACGCCGACACCUUCUCGGCGCUCGUCAAGACGCUGCAGAGGGACUGCCUGGUGCUGGAGAGCUUCAAGAUCAUGGACUACAGCCUCCUGCUGGGCGUGCACAACAUGGACCAGCAGGAGCGGGAGCGGCAGGCCGAGGGCGCGCACAGCGCGGCCGACGAGAAGCGGCCGCUGGGCCAGAAGGCGCUUUAUUCCACGGCCAUGGAGUCCAUCCAGGGCGGCGCGGCGCGUGGUGAGGCCAUCGAGACGGACGACACGAUGGGUGGGAUUCCUGCUGUGAAUGGCCGUGGGGAGCGCCUGCUGUUGCACAUCGGCAUCAUCGACAUCCUGCAGUCCUACAGGUUCAUCAAGAAACUGGAGCAUACCUGGAAGGCUCUUGUCCACGAUGGGGACACGGUCUCCGUACACCGACCCAGCUUCUACGCCGAGCGCUUCUUCAAGUUCAUGAGCAACACCGUGUUCCGGAAGAACUCCUCUCUCAAGUCCUCCCCCUCCAAGAAAGGGCGGGCCGCCCUGCUAGCCGUGAAGCCCCUGGGGCCCACAGCUGCCUUCUCAGCCAGCCAGAUCCCCAGCGAGCGUGAGGAAGCCCCCUAUGACCUGCGGGGAGCUCGCAGCUACCCCACGCUGGAGGAUGAAGGCCGGCCUGACCUCUUGCCCUGCACCCCGCCCUCCUUCGAGGAGGCCACCACUGCCUCCAUCGCCACCACCCUGUCCUCCACGUCCCUCUCCAUCCCUGAGCGCUCGCCCUCCGAGACGUCAGAGCAGCCACGGUACCGGCGCCGCACACAGUCCUCAGGACAGGAUGGCCGGCCCCAGGAGGAAGUGCACGUGGAUGAGGACUUGCAGCAGAUCACGGUGCAGGUGGAGCCCACGUGCAGCGUGGAGAUAGUGGUCCCCAAGGAGGAUGAUGCCGGGGGGACGGCGUCCCCGGCCUGCACCGCAGCAGCCACCGCCACCGCAGCGGUAGAAGCGGAAACCACCAGCCAGGCCUCGGAGCCUGCCAGCCAGGCCUCGGACGAGGAGGACGCGCCGGCCACCGAUAUUUACUUUCCCGCCGAUGACCGGAGCUGGGUGUACUCCCCGCUCCACUAUAGCGCCCCGGCCCGCCCGGCCUCCGACGGCGAGAGUGACACAUAACUUCCACGCAGACCCCGGCCACCCCCGGAGCUCGCUGCCCGCGCCUGUGAUGCCGUGCGCCGCCGCCGCCCCCCAGCGUCCCCGGCUCCUAUUUAUUCGGGUCCCAGCUCUUUGCACAGAUGUCGCACGUGCGGUUUCUUUCUUUUUUU